AUGCCUAGAUUCUCGGUCGCCUUUUCCCGGCGCAAGUCCGCCGCCGACGAGUUCGAACAUGUGCCCAUAACGACACCUGAGCAGCACUCGUUUCGCGUCAUCGAACGCAAGGAUGUUGCCAACAGCCGGACCUUUGACGGCGGAGCCAGGAUGGCCCGCGCCUCGGCCAAUGUGACCCCGAAGCCCAACUAUCUGGACCUCAACGCCGAGGAAAACAUGUUUGCUGACCUGAAAACAAAUCGUGGCAGCGGCCUUUCCAACACGACGAAUGCCACCUCGACCGACAACUCGUCACGCCAUAGCAACGCUUCAACGGCGCCUUCGUCAACAGACUUUGCUGGAGGCAGCGGGCACGACGACUAUCGCCACUCCGUGAAGCCACCCCCACUGCAACGGCCUCCACAGUCACAGCCCCAGGAGUCUCCGGGCCGUGGGAGCAUCAAGUCCAGCUUCCUGGACCGAGCCACCCGCACAUUCUCCUUUGGCGGGCAGAAGAAGCAUACGAUCCCCCCACCCAAAGAGUCGUCACCUAUUCCCGACGUGCCCCCGAUACUCACCUUUCAGGGCGGGGAGGACCUCGGAAACAGGUCAAGGGGCCUGACCGCAUCGUCGGUGAGUACUGCGACACCGACUCAGCAGGAACAGUCCGCACUGGAUUUGGGUGCGGAUUUUGGUUCUAUGAUGCCAUCCUUCGACAAAAGAGCGAGCAUGGCGACACUGAAGAAUGAUGCCUUUAUCGAGCCCCGGUCUCUCACGGGAGUUCGACACAUCCAGCAAACCCCAACAAGCCCAGACACUUUCCAGCCGUCGGAGCCGCUGCUGAGCGGGCAGAGCAGCCUGAGCGAGUCGGAUACCGCGCCCAAUGCCUACGAUACGCCGCCGCCUCCCGUGCCUCGCCACCAGACCCCUGGCUCCUUCAAAUACGCGAACCGCACGUCAGAUGUGGUAGAGGAUGAAGAUGCUAAGCUCCUGAGAGACUCGGUUACGGCGAUGAAGUCUUUGGCGGCGGAGGAGCAGCGGAACGAGGCCCACGAACCCCGCGGCUAUCGGUAUAGACGUGAGGAAGAUACAUUCGCUUCAACCCAGCAUCGCACCAUCGCCUCUACAUUCAGCAAGGAGGACAACAUGUUCGAGGGGAACGCAUCUCGGUUUUCCCGUCCAUCUCAACCGUACACUCCUCGGUCGGCCAACAACCAGGCACCCCAGAACAAGGUCAUGACUCCCGCAGAAUUUGAAAAGUAUCGACAGGACAAGGAACGAAGCUCGAAUGACAAGGCGGCCGUCUCCGCCGCAAAGGAGGCAGACGACGAAGACGAGAUCAACUACGACGACGACGAGGAUGAGCAAGAAAAGUCGAAGCAGCAGGCAAAGCAACGGAGGAAGCAAGAAGCGCACAUGGCUGUCUACCGGCAGCAGAUGAUGAAGGUCACCGGAGAGCCCGCUCCCAGCACGCCCAUUCAGCGAACCGGACGCCCGGGCCUGCUGCCAUCGUCGAGCGCGCCGCAACUCAGCCAGAUGAAGGCGCCUUCGCCGGACCCAAUCAUCGGAGUUACCGACGAGGAUGAUGACGAAGAUGUGCCGCUUGGCAUUCUGCAAGCCCACGGGUUUCCGAGCAGGAACCGGCCGCCAACAAGGCUGAGCCAGAUGCCUUCAAACUCCCACCUGCGCUCGUCGUCCCAAGGGCCGCCCCCUGGCCGCCCGGCGUCCGUCGUGACAGACUCUCGUCGACAUUCGGUCCUCCCGGCAUUCGCCAGGAACCUGCCACAGGAUCCGUUCGUCGGGGCUAGCAUCGCCCAGCCGGCCGUGAGGGAAUCCCUUGCGUUCGGAGGCGAUGCGGGGCAAUCCCCGAGGCUGCAGGUGCCGACGCCUCCCGGGGGGCUCGUGGGCGUCAUCGCGAGCGAAGAGCGCUCGAGAGCCAUGCGCCGCGGUAGCCCCAGCAUCGACCCUCAUCAAAUGGCCGCCAUGAACGGGCCGCAAGGCCCGGCUUUCGACCCGGUCGCUGGCAUCCCCCCGCACAUGAUGUACAACGGCAUGCCCCAGACGCCUCAGCCGAUGCUCACGCCCGGCGACCAGGCGCAGAUCCAAAUGACGCAGCAGAUGCAGCAGUUCAUGCAGAUGCAAAUGCAGUUUAUGCAGAUGAUGGCGGUAAACCAGAACGGUGGGGGGUCCCCGAUGCAGCCGCCGAUGCAGCAUCAAAUGCUGCAGCCCGGGCAGCAGCCCAUGUUCGGCGGGCCGUUGCCGUACAACCAGUCCAUGGUGGAUCUGCCGUCCCGACACUCGAUGAUGGCCGAGCCGAUGCCGAACAUGAUGGAGCAGCGCCGGAUGGAUUACGGGAUGCGGACGAUGAGCAUGGUGCAGCCCAGUUCCGCAUCUUUCAUGCAACCGCCGCCGCCACGACACGGUGCCCCGUCCAUCCGCGGCUCCAUGGCUGGAUACACGCCCUCGAUUGCUCCUUCGGAGCGCAGCAACAUUGGCCUGCCCGGCCGCUACCGGCCGGUGUCCGUGGCCCCGGCGUCGCCUGCCCUGGACGAGGCCCCGAGACCGAUGACCAUGUCCGGGGGCCUCUCGAGCUGGAGCGACGACAAGAGCAAGUCAACGGUGAAGGCGGUUCCCAAGGAGGAGCAGAACACCGGGGGCGACGACGACGACGACGAGCAAGGCUGGGAGGAGAUGAGGGCCAAGCGCGACAAGAAGCGAUCGAUAUGGAAGAGCAAAAAGAAUUUCUUUGGCGACCUGGCGCUGUGA
This is a messenger RNA of Purpureocillium lilacinum, 2745 nucleotides long. RefSeq lists its product as uncharacterized. NCBI's taxonomy places the organism in Eukaryota, Fungi, Ascomycota, Sordariomycetes, Hypocreales, Ophiocordycipitaceae. The record is from RefSeq and is a predicted model, not a curated record.